AUGUCGGAAGCAAGUCCCGCCCCCAAAAGCAAGUCGACUCUAGGCCUGGUUUCCAAGCCCCCCUGCGCUGUCGCCCUGAUCGCCGAGGCCAAGAUAUCCCAGGAGACCGCCAAGGCCGACCACGACCUGAGGCGCCUCGUGUGCCACAUCAACCUCCUCGAGUCUCUGUACGUCGAGCUCGGCGACGCCGGCCCUCCGCUGGACGACUUGGCGUACGCCGGAGCAGCGGUCGGGGAGGACUGGUUCCGCAGCGCCCCUGGCGUCCGGCCGGGGGAUUUCUCGGACGACUGGAGGAACGCCGGUGCGAGCCGCGACCCGGACUCGUUCUGCUCGGCUCUGGGUCUGAAUCCCGGCAGGGCAGUUGCGGGCGCGGAUGCGAGACAAGGCCUCGCCACGCAGCUGGGUUGCUGCAAGAUGGAGGACGAUGGCGAGGGCUCCAGGUGCGAGGGGCGGCUGGGGAGCGGCACCUGGCUUGACAGAUGA
Messenger RNA from Ustilaginoidea virens, 483 nucleotides. RefSeq lists its product as uncharacterized. The coding region runs from base 1 to 483 and encodes 160 amino acids. The transcript has a single exon. NCBI's taxonomy places the organism in Eukaryota, Fungi, Ascomycota, Sordariomycetes, Hypocreales, Clavicipitaceae. The record is from RefSeq and is a predicted model, not a curated record.